AUGAGCAGGUUCAAUCCAUACACAGACAACGGAGGAUCCACCCUCGCCAUUGCAGGUCAGGAUUUCGCCGUCAUUGCAGGUGAUACACGCCACACGGCCGGCUAUAGCAUCAACACACGCUAUGCGCAACGCGCCUUCAACAUCGGCGACAACGUUGUCGUUAGUGUUGUUGGAUACAUGGCAGAUGGCCUGACUCUCAUUAAACGCCUACAGCAGCGACUCGAAUGGUACCAUCACCAGCACAAUAAACCUUUGUCUGUGCAAGCUGCUGCAAGGCUCAUUCAGACCAUGUUGUAUGGGAAACGGUUCUUCCCGUACUACGUGCAUACGAUCGUUGCUGGGUUGGAUGAGAAGGGUGUCGGUGCAGUGUACUCCUUUGACCCUGUUGGUUCGUAUGAGCGGGAACAAUGUCGUGCAGCAGGUGCAGCGGCGUCAUUGAUGAUGCCAUUCCUGGAUAAUCAGGUCAAUCUCAAGAAUCAGUAUGAUGAGCAAGGGCAGCCCAAAGCAGCAACACCGCUGCCGCUGGAUAAAGUCUUGAGUUUGUGUCGCGAUGCAUUCACUAGUGCGACGGAAAGGCACAUUGAGACGGGCGAUGGCUUGGAGUUUGCCAUCAUCACGAAAGACGGUGUGCGUUGGGAGAAUGCGCCUCUCAAGCUGGACUAG
Protomyces lactucae-debilis is the source of this 663-nucleotide messenger RNA. Its product is annotated as 20s proteasome in complex with Spirolactacystin. The transcript has a single exon. Bases 1 to 663 code for a protein of 220 amino acids. Lineage: Eukaryota; Fungi; Ascomycota; Taphrinomycetes; Taphrinales; Protomycetaceae. Gene Ontology annotation, cellular component: proteasome core complex. The record is from RefSeq and is a predicted model, not a curated record.